Molecule: messenger RNA, 10941 nt
Organism: Platichthys flesus (European flounder)
Lineage: Eukaryota; Metazoa; Chordata; Actinopteri; Pleuronectiformes; Pleuronectidae
Gene: celsr1a
Product: cadherin EGF LAG seven-pass G-type receptor 1a
Exons: 36
Coding region: 65-9295 (3076 amino acids)
Biological process (GO): homophilic cell-cell adhesion; cell surface receptor signaling pathway; G protein-coupled receptor signaling pathway
Cellular component (GO): plasma membrane
Molecular function (GO): calcium ion binding; G protein-coupled receptor activity
Source: RefSeq, a predicted model, not a curated record
UUAAUGCGCGUGUGGAAGUGUUUCAGUGAAGUUGAGAGUGGUUUUUUUUGGCAGCUUUACGAGCAUGGAGCCACAGAAGUAUUGGAUGUGGGUCUGUGUCCUGCUCAACGUGCCGCUUGCGAGGUGUCUGGAGAUGCGCCUUUCGGAGACUUCACAGCCCGGGACCGUCCUGGCAAACCUGUCGCUGGGACCUGGAUGGACUUAUAAAAUUGACAGGACUUUAUCCCACAACUUCCCCCAGAGCCUUUUCCAAGUGGGGAGGCAGGAUGGGGUCGUCCGCCUGUCCCGAGAAGUUCAGUGCGCGAACGUACUGAGGAACCCUGCGCCUGUGUAUUUCAGUUCAGGUUCCUCCACAUCUGGGGACGUUGUUUUGACACAGUUCAACGUGUUUGUCCAUGGCCAAGACUGUUUUAUCAAAUACAAGAGAAGGAAAGCGUCAGGUAAGCCAGACAUCCUCAUAAAACACCUUUAUGAAGUGGAGGCAACUUCCUGCUUACCCGCAGGUAAAGUGCUGUUGAAUGUAACAGAACAUCUGCCUGCUUUUACGCGCAACAUCGCUUUUUUGGACACUGAAUGCGCUGGGAAAGACUUGGUUGCAGUGUUCAGACGUGGGGAUUUAUUCUUGGCCAGUGACUUGUGUGUUGGGCACAGAGGACAGCCAGAAGUUAACUUGCACUGCGCCUUGCACAGUUCCCAAGGCGGCAGACUCUCCGUGCAGCUGAGCCUGACACUCGUUAAAGUGCCCAAACCGCAUGGAUCCUUGUCAGAGACUGGCCAGGAAAAGUCUGGCAGAGUGAGCCGCAGGGGAAAGAGACAGGUAAACACGUCUCCCCAGUUCCAGCUCCCGAACUAUCAGGUGUCCGUGCCCGAGAAUGAGCCUGCGGGAACGCGCGUAAUCACCCUGAAGGCCACUGACCCGGAUGAUGGAGAGGCAGGGAGGCUGGAGUACAGCAUGGAAGCCUUUUUUGACAGCAGGUCCAGUGACUUUUUCAACAUUGAUUCUCAGACAGGGAGCAUAACAACUGUCCAGCCCUUAGACAGAGAAGUCAAAAACACCCAUGUGUUCAAAGUCACAGUGACUGACAGUGGCACCCCAAAAAGAUCUGCCACUUCUUACCUCUAUGUCACUGUAAGUGACACUAAUGAUCACAAUCCGGUGUUUGAGCAAACAGAGUACCGCGUUAGUAUCCGUGAGAAUGUAGAAGUGGGUUUUGAAGUGAUGACAAUCCGAGCCACUGAUGGUGACUCCCCCUCCAACGCCAACAUGAUCUAUAAGAUUGUGAACGGCGAAGGGGUCAACACUGUCUUUGAAAUUGACCACCGCAACGGCCUGGUCCGGAUCAGAGAAAGGCCUGACAGAGAGACCCGGUCCCAGUACCAGCUGAUUGUAGAGGCCAACGACCAGGGCAAAGACCCAGGACCCCGCAGUGCGACCGCCACUGUCAACAUUUCCGUGGAGGAUGAGAAUGACAACUACCCGCAGUUCAGUGAAAAGAGGUACGUGGUGCAGAUCCCAGAGAAUGUGGCAGUCAACACAAAAGUCAUUCAGGUGGAUGCUACGGACAAAGAUGAGGGGAACAACGCCAAAGUCCAUUACAGCAUCAUCAGUGGAAAUGUUAAAGGACAGUUCUAUAUUCACUCCCCCACUGGUGUGAUUGAUGUCAUCAAUCCUCUGGAUUAUGAGAUAAUUAAGGAAUAUAAAUUGCGGAUUAAGGCACAGGACGGUGGGAGGCCUCCACUGAUAAAUGGCACAGGAAUGGUGGUGGUACAAGUGGUGGAUGUGAAUGACAAUGCCCCCAUGUUUGUGAGCACACCUUUCCAAGCUACUGUGUUGGAAAAUGUGGCCAUUGGUUACUCUGUGAUCCACAUUCAAGCUAUUGAUAGUGAUGCAGGAGAAAACUCUCGAUUGGAAUACCGGCUCACUGACACCUCACCUGAUUUUCCAUUCACCAUCAAUAACAGCACAGGCUGGAUCACUGUGAGUGUUGAACUUGACAGAGAGACCACCGACUUCUACACCUUUGGCGUGGAGGCAAGAGAUCAGGGGAUGCCUCAGAUGUCCUCCUCCGCCAGCGUCAGCAUCACAGUGCUUGAUGUGAAUGACAACGUUCCCACGUUUACAGAGAAAAUGUACGCGCUGAAAAUAAAUGAAGACGCUGUGGUGGGGACCAGCGUGUUGACAGUUACAGCUGUGGAUAGAGAUGUGAACAGCGUCGUCACAUAUCAGAUCUCCAGCGGCAACACGAGGAACCGAUUCGCCAUCACCAGCCAGAGUGGUGGCGGUCUCAUCACCUUAGCCCUCACCUUGGACUACAAACAGGAGCGCCAGUACGUCCUGACAGUCACCGCCAGUGAUGGAACACGCUCCGACACAGCUCAAGUGUUCAUCAAUGUGACAGACGCCAACACACAUCAGCCUAUCUUCCAAAGUGCCAACUACCAGGUGAUGAUCAGUGAAGAAAAACCAGUGGGCUCCACUGUGGCGCUAAUCAGUGCGACGGACGAGGACACGGGGGAAAAUGCUCGCAUCACUUAUGUGAUGGAAGACAAGGUUCCUCAGUUUAAAAUUGACCCGGAUACAGGUGCCAUCACAACACAAAUGGAGAUUGACUAUGAAGACCAGGCCUCCUACACGUUAGCCAUCAUUGCUAGAGACAACGGCAUCCCUCAGAAAUCUGACACCACAUAUGUGGAGAUUAUCAUCCUUGAUGCUAAUGAUAAUACUCCUCAGUUUCUCAGAGAUAUGUACCAGGGGUCUGUAUUUGAAGAUGCACCUGUCUACACCAGUGUUCUCCAAAUCUCUGCUUCAGACAGAGACUCUGGUUCGAACGGCAGAUUGAGCUACACAUUUCAGGGUGGCGAUGAUGGAGAGGGGGAUUUUUUCAUAGAGCCGUACUCUGGUAUCGUGAGAACAGCUCGCAAACUAGACCGGGAGAACGUUGCUGUGUAUAAUUUAAAGGCUUUUGCUGUAGAUAAGGGAGUUCCACCUCUAAAGGCAGCUGUUUCCAUUCAUGUUGUAGUGCAAGACAUAAAUGACAAUGCCCCCGUGUUUGAGAAGGAUGAGCUGUUUAUUGAUGUGGAGGAGAAUAGCCAGGUCGGAUCCGUCGUGGCCCGGAUAACUGCUGCAGAUCCCGAUGAGGGCACCAACGCUCAGAUCAUGUAUCAGAUCGUAGAAGGAAAUAUCCCAGAAGUUUUCCAACUGGACAUUUUUAACGGUGACCUCGUUGCACUCACAGAUUUGGAUUAUGAGACCAAAACAGAAUAUGUCAUAGUGGUCCAGGCCACCUCAGCACCACUAGUGAGCAGGGCCACUGUUCACAUCCGCCUGGUAGACAUGAAUGACAAUCGGCCUGUGCUGCAGAACUUUGAGAUUAUUUUCAACAACUAUGUCACCAACAAGUCUAACAGUUUUCCAUCAGGAAUAAUAGGAAAAGUACCAGCCCAUGACCCGGAUGUAUCGGAUAAGCUACGGUACAAGUUUGAGUCUGGAAAUGAGCUACGUCUUCUGCUAUUGAAUGAGGACACCGGGGAUCUGAGGCUGAGCAGGGAUCUGGACAACGACAGGCCCCUGGAAGCACCCAUGACCAUCUCUGUUUCAGAUGGUGUCCAUACUGUCGUGGGCCGCUGCACGCUGCGCGUCACCAUCAUCACUGACGACAUGCUGACCAACAGCAUCACCGUGCGUCUGGAGAACAUGUCCCAGGAGCGCUUCCUCUCUCCCCUGCUCAGCCUCUUCCUCGAGGGCGUAGCGGCUGUGCUCUCCACCAAACGGGAGUCAGUGUUUGUGUUCAACAUCCAAAAUGACACAGACGUGCAAGGCUCCAUCCUCAACGUCACCUUUUCGGCUAUGCAGCCUGGAGGCGUCCCGGGUAAAGGGACGUUCUUCCCCUCGGAGGAGCUGCAGGAGCAGAUCUACCUCAACAGGACCCUGCUCAGGCUGAUAUCAUCUCAGGAGGUUUUGCCGUUCGAUGACAACAUCUGCCUGCGCGAGCCCUGUGAGAACUACAUGAAGUGCGUAUCGGUGCUGAAGUUCGACAGCUCCCCUCCCUUCAUCGCCUCAGAGACGGUUCUGUUCAGGCCCAUCCACCCCAUCAACGGGCUGCGCUGCCGCUGUCCCCUCGGUUUCACCGGGGACUACUGCGAGACCGAGAUCGACCUGUGCUACUCGGGGCCGUGCAAGAACAACGGCAGGUGCCGCAGCCGAGAGGGAGGAUACACCUGCGAGUGCCCGGAAGAUUUUACUGGUGAACACUGUGAGCUGAAUGCAUCAUCAGACCGCUGUGUGCCCGGCGUGUGCAAGAAUGGCGGCCAGUGCGUCAACCAUCUCGCAGGUGGUUUCAUGUGUGAGUGUCCACCAGGGGAGUACGAGAAGCCCUACUGCGAGAUGACCACCCGCAGCUUCCCCGGACAGUCCUUCAUCACCUUCCGAGGCCUGCGGCAAAGGUUCCACUUCACCGUCUCUUUCAUGUUUGCCAGUAGAAAAAGAAAUGCUCUGCUUCUCUACAACGGCAGAUUUAACGAGAAACACGACUUCAUCGCUCUGGAGAUCAUCGACGAGCAGAUUCAGCUCACCUUCUCUGGAGGUGAGACAAAGACCACAGUGUCUCCCUUCAUCCCAGGCGGGGUUAGCGACGGCGAGUGGCACUCUGUUCAGCUCCAUUACUACAACAAGCCUAACAUCGGGCGUCUGGGCAUCCCUCAUGGACCCUCUGGAGAGAAGGUGGCUGUGGUUGCAGUGGACGACUGUGACAUCUCCAUGGCGAUUCGCUUCGGGAGGCAGAUCGGCAACUACUCCUGCGCUGCCCAGGGCACCCAGACCGGACAGAAGAAGUCACUGGACUUAACAGGCCCGUUGUUGCUAGGCGGCGUUCCCAACCUCCCCGAGGACUUCCCCGUCAGGAACCGAGACUUUGUGGGCUGCAUGAGAAACCUCAACAUCGACAACAAACCCAUCGAUAUGGCCAGCCACAUCGCCAACAACGGCACCACAGAAGGUUGUCCGGCGAAGAAAGACUUUUGCGCAAACAUUGUGUGUAAGAACGGAGGAGUGUGUGACAACAAGUGGAACACCUACGGCUGCAACUGCCCAACGGGUUAUGGAGGCAAGAACUGUGAACAAGUGAUGCGGUCUCCCCAGUUCUUCGACGGUCAGGCGUUGGUUUCCUUGAGCGACCCGGACAUCACCGUCGCUGUUCCCUGGUACAUGGGCCUCAUGUUCCGCACCAGGCAGCCCUCUGGCACCCUCAUUCAGGCCAACGUCGGACCCUCCUCCACCAUCAACCUCAUGGUGAGUGAGCAACAGGUCCGUAUGGAAGUGUGGCUGAGGAAGCAGCUUUUGGCGUCGCUGAGCUUCCCCCAAGUUCGGGUCAAUGACGGAGAGUGGCACCACUUGCUGGUAGAAUUGAGGAGUAUUAAAGACGGCAAGGACAUUAAAUACAUGGUCACGGUUUCCCUGGACUAUAGCAUGUACAAGAAGUCAGUGGAGAUUGGUAACGAACUGCCAGGUUUGAAGCUGCAAACUCUGCACGUUGGAGGUUUGCCUGGAGAAGGAAACCAUGUCAACAAAGGAUUUGUUGGCUGCAUACAGGGUGUCCGUGUGGGUGAGACAUCCACCAAUGUAGUCAACGUGAACAUGGCUCAGGGCCUGAAGAUCCGUGUGGAGGACGGCUGCAACUUGGACGACCCCUGCGACUCCAACAUCUGCCCCGACAACAGCCACUGUAGCGACGACUGGAGCACGUACACCUGUUUGUGUGACUCAGGUUACUUUGGUAAGGGGUGUGUGGAUGCUUGUCAGCUCAACCCCUGUGAGCAUGUUUCCUCCUGUGUUCGCAAACCAAGUUCCUCCCAUGGAUACACCUGUGAAUGUGGACCGAACUACUAUGGCCAGUACUGUGAAAACAAAGUGGAGAAGCCGUGUCCCCUGGGCUGGUGGGGCAGUCCCAUGUGUGGUCCCUGUAACUGUGAUACUUCCAGAGGAUUUCACAAAGACUGCAACAAGACCUCAGGAGAGUGUCGCUGCAAGGACAACCACUAUCGUCCCGAGGGCGAGGACACCUGUUACCCCUGUGAGUGCUUCUCAGUCGGCUCUGAGUCUCGGACGUGCGACCCCAUCACCGGACAGUGCCCCUGUAAGGGAGGAGUUAUCGGUCGUCAGUGCAACCGCUGCGAUCACCCCUUUUCUGAAGUCACGACCUCAGGAUGUAAAGCGGUGAAGAUGGGCUGCCCCAAGGCGUUCGACGCAGGCAUCUGGUGGCCAAAGACCAACCCUGGCCGGCCCGCGGCCAUGAACUGUCCCAAAGGAUCCAUUGGCACCGCCAUCCGCCACUGUAGUGAGGAGAAAGGCUGGUUGUCGCCCGAGCUCUUCAACUGCACUACCGUCACCUUUUCCUACCUGAAGAAGCUGAGCGACGACCUUCGGCGCAACAGCUCAAGGAUGGACGGCGAGCAAUCCAAGAACAUUGUGCGCUUGCUUAACAGCGCCACCAGCAACACCCCGCAUUACUACGGCAACGACGUGAAGACGGCCGCCCAGCUGCUGGAUCUUGUGCUGCUGUACGAGAGCCAGCAGGCGGGAUUCGACCUCACCGCCAUGAGGGACGCAGAGUUCAAUGAGAAUUUGGUGCGAGCGGGCAGUGCUAUCCUGGAUCCUGAAACCAAAGAGCACUGGGAGCAGAUCCAGAAGACCGACGGCGGCACGGCACAUCUGCUCCGCAACUUUGAGGACUACGCCAACACGCUGGCUAAGAACGUCAGGAAAACCUACCUGAAACCCUUCACCAUUGUUACGGAGAACAUGAUUCUAACCGUGGACUACCUCGAUGUGUCGGAUCCUGAAAGGGCGACGUUUCCUCGAUUCCAGGAAAUCAAGGAGACCUAUCCCAAAGAGCUCGGGUCGUCCGUCCACUUCUCCCAGUUCCACUUCGGCUCCCAGGACCACAGAGCUGAACCCAGUCCGGCCCCUCCGACUCCGACGGACCCCCCUCAGGAGGAGGACCACACAGUGUCUGAUAGGAGACGCCGACACCUCGAGCCCGCCGUCCCUCUGCCGGUUGCCGUGGUGAUAGUGUACAAAUCACUGGGAGAGCUGCUCCCGGAAAGAUACGACCCCGAUCGCAGGAGUCUGAGGCUCCCAAACCGUCCAGUGAUCAACACGGCCAUAGUGAGCGCCACAGUCCACAGUGAGGGCACGCCUCUCCCACCCACCUUGGACCCCCCCAUCACCCUGGAGUACAUCCUGCUGGAGACCGAGGAGAGGACCAAGCCUGUCUGCGUCUUUUGGGACCACUCCAUUGCGAUCGGAGGAACAGGCGGCUGGUCUUCUAAAGGCUGUGAGGUGCUGAACAGAAACAACAGCCACAUUAGCUGUCAGUGUAAUCACCUGACCAGCUUUGCUGUGCUGAUGGAUAUCUCCAAGAGAGAGCACGGUGACGUUCUCCCCCUGAAAAUUGUCACCUACACCACAGUGACCGUCUCCCUCACCCUGCUCCUCCUCACCUUCAUCUUGCUGUGCCUCUUGCGCCGGCUCCGCUCCAAUCUCCACGCCAUCCAUCGGAACCUGGUGGCAGCGCUCUUCUUCUCUGAGCUUGUCUUCCUGUUUGGCAUCAAUCAGACUGACAAUCCGUUCGUGUGCACGGUGAUCGCCAUCCUCCUGCAUUACUUCUACAUGUGCACCUUUGCCUGGAUGUUCGUGGAAGGGUUGCAUAUCUACCGCAUGCUGACCGAGCUGCGCAACAUCAACCACGGCCACAUGAGGUUCUACUAUGCCAUGGGCUGGGGCAUACCGGCCAUCAUCACGGGUCUGGCGGUAGGUCUCGACCCUCAGGGAUACGGGAACCCAGACUUCUGUUGGCUGUCUGUCCACGACACACUCAUCUGGAGCUUCGCAGGACCCAUCUUUGUUGUCGUCCUGGUGAACAUUGUGAUCUUUAUCCUCGCUGCAAAGGCUUCCUGUGGUCGCAGGCAGAAAGCGAUGGAGAAGUCAGGAGCGAUCCCUGCGCUCCGGAUGGCCUUCCUCCUCUUGCUGCUCAUCAGCGCCACCUGGCUGCUCGGCCUAAUGGCAGUCAACAGCGACGUGAUGACUUUCCACUACCUUUUCGCCGUCUUCAGCUGUCUGCAGGGAGUCUUCAUCUUCUUCUUCUAUGUGGUCUUCAACAAAGAGGUGAGGAAAAACCUCAAGAACGUGUUCACGGGGAAUAAGAGCGUGCCCGACGAGUCCAGCACCACGAGGGCGUCUUUGCUCACACGUUCUCUCAACUGCAACAACACGUUCACAGAAGACGGCCAGUUGUACCGCUCGGGCAUCGGAGAGUCCACCGUGUCCCUGGACAGUACGCUCAGGUCAGCUAAGAGUCGCAGCAGCUACCUGGCUUACGCGCUCAGGGAGGAGACGGGUCAGAAGCCCAGCGGCUCCUCAGGAGCAGCUAAAGGACGCACAGAUCUGGAUGGACCCCUGUUUCAUAGAAACGGUACCAAGGGAGAUGACUCGGACUCAGACAGUGAGCUGUCAGUGGACGAGCACAGCUCCUCCUAUGCCUCCUCGCACUCCUCCGACAGCGAGGACGACGACAUCGACGUCAAGCCGAAGUGGAACAACGAGAGGCAGCCCGUUCACAGCACGCCUAAAGUGGAUUCAGUGCCGAAUCAUACAAAGCCCUACUGGCCCACAGAGCCCACCACAGCCAGCGACAGCGAGGAUCCAGCUGGGGCCGAGAGGCUGAGGGUGGAGACCAAGGUGAACGUGGAGCUGCACUCGGAAAAUAAGCUCAACCACACCGGAGAAAGAGAGAGGGAGUCGCCCCAGGAGAGAGACAGACAGACCACCAGUAAUGCGAGAGACACAGCCCCACCUAGCCAGCACAACAGCAACCAUCAACCGGAGCAGAGAAAAGGCAUCUUAAAGAACAAGAUCAGCUACCCUCCUCCGCUCACCGACAAGAACAUGAAGAACCGCCUGAGGGAGAAGCUGAGCGACUACCACUCCCCCACCAUCACCUCCCCGCCCCCAAACAACAACAACACAACGUCUUCCCCGCCUCCGUCCUCCGUCAACAUCAUGACCCCGUCUUCACGGCCGCCCUCGCUGGCCUCCAACGACGGUGGGCACCCUGGCAACCACGAAAACAGCUCCCUCAUCAAGCCGCCCGUGGCCCCGCGGCCGCAGGUCCCUGUCGGACCCCCGCCGGCGGGCAUCUACCGGGAGACCAACGGGGGGCUGGCCAUGCACUUGAAGUCAGGGACGGUCAACGGAGACAACGAGUCAGACUCAGAUGGCAGUAACGAGACUUCAAUCUGACCUGUCAGGAUAAACCCAGACCGGCCCGCCCCUGGGAAAGAAGCGAGCCAGCGGGACAAACCACCAGGGAAGGAGAGCCAAGAGUGGAGGGGAGUUGAAUGAAAAAAUAAAUUAAGAUGGGGGGGUGCUGAAGACAAGGGUGAAAUGAGUGGGAAAAAAGCUCCUCUGCCUGAUCCGUCCUUCCAUCCCUCUGGUGUUCCCUCUCUCUGGAGAGCAGUAUUAAUUGCAGACUUUAAGACUGCCUGAGAAGCAGAGAUACCGAAAAGAUUUGAGAAAUAAUAAAGGGAAUACCAUGUUGGACAGAGGAUGAAAUGGAGCCACGUGUGCCAAAACCACUAAAGUAAAGGGGAAGAAGAUGAAGAAUGCCCCCAGAAUGCAUUGCAAUCCCCAAAAGGAUCGUUAUUAUGACACUUGCUGGACAAUAUUUUGGGACUUUGCAUUUUUCUCAUGGAGAAAAUCGGACGUAUAAUCACUGUGCAUGAACCAUACGUGCCAGUACUGCGGCUGCGGACGUAAACACGGCCCAAGCUGUUCCCGACACACGCCAAGUGCUUUUCUUCUUCUCCUCUUUUUUUAACUCAAAGAAAGGCAUCCAGUGCAUUUAGAGUGUAAUUAAUGUGUAGAUAUUGUUAAAGAAAAUGAUCUAUUUUGUAUUUCAGCUGCAGCAGGGAUGAGUUUCGACAACUAAAAACAAUCAUUAUGCCUGUGUUGCACUAGGAAUGCCUUCUCGUUGAGAAAAUCACUUGAUAUGCUGGUGUAAUCGACUGAGAACAAUUACCAGCGUGCCUUCAGGCCUCAAUCCAGGGCGCACACACACACACAAACACACACAGGCUUACAUACUCUUACUGUAUAAGCCCGGAGUGGGGUUCCAGGUGAUGUAACUCACUACAGACACACACACACACACACACACACACAACGGAUAAAACACUGUUGUGCUUGAGUGUGUAUGGAGUUUUUCAGUUGGAGCACUACGAACCUGAAACCUUCUCUUUCCAGUGUCCGUCCUGCCUCUUUUUCAAUACAACAAAUAUUCCUGGUUACCAAAGUCCUCAUAUACAGUCAACAUGCAGAUUUAAGUUUGGAUCAUUUCACUUUGAACUUAGCAGGAAGCAUGUUGUUGCCACACAUGUACAACGCAAAACAUAUCAUGUUAUAACGUGAUUACUUCUUGUAAAACAUACAUUUUUAAUAUUGUAGCUUAAAACCUAUCAAGUUAUAAUGUAAUGAUAAUUUUUUCUUUUUCAGACUUGACAGAAAUAUGUUUCUAAAAGGUUUCAAAGCAAAACCAUAAUUCAUGUAAACUCUUGAACAUAAAGACAAAUUGUUCCUUUAUUACCAUAUGUCUGAAUCUAAAUUCAUAGUGAAAUUUGCACCAUCUGUAUCCUGCAGCUUGUAUAAUGCCACUUAAAGCCUGGUUUACCACUCAGUGAACGCCUUAGUACCACACAGACUGUUCGUCCUCAGUGUUUUGCCGUCACGCAGUCGAGGCUGCCGAUAAAUGUCCUCGUUGUUUUAUUGAUCCCAGACACUGGAAAUGUUUUGUAACAUAAUGUAUAUUUAUUUUUUAUGGUUUUCAGACACUGGAAAGAAAGAAAUGAUUGUGACUGUAAAAUUAAAGAUGACAUGAUGACUUUUUAAAA